GGUAAAUACAUGGCUUGCUGCCUGUUGUACCGUGGCGACGUGGUUCCCAAAGAUGUCAAUGCUGCUAUUGCCACCAUCAAGACCAAGCGCAGCAUCCAGUUCGUGGACUGGUGCCCCACCGGCUUCAAAGUGGGCAUUAAUUACCAGCCUCCCACUGUGGUACCUGGCGGAGACCUGGCCAAAGUCCAGCGGGCUGUGUGCAUGCUGAGCAACACCACAGCCAUCGCUGAGGCCUGGGCUCGCCUGGACCACAAGUUUGACCUGAUGUAUGCCAAGCGUGCCUUUGUUCACUGGUAUGUGGGGGAGGGCAUGGAGGAAGGAGAGUUUUCUGAGGCCCGUGAGGACAUGGCUGCCCUUGAGAAGGAUUAUGAGGAGGUUGGUGUGGAUUCUGUUGAAGGAGAGGGUGAAGAAGAAGGAGAGGAAUACUGAUUACCAUUCCUUUCAGCCCUGCAGGCAUGUCACACUCAGAGCUUAAGCUUCAACAUUAGCUGACAGGCAUUAAAGCUCUCUGGUUAGAUUGUCUUCACUUCUGUGAUCAUGUCUUUUCCAUGUGUACCUGUUGCAUUUUUCCAUCAUGUCUCAAAGUAAAGGCUUUAAGAAAAA
This is a messenger RNA of Ailuropoda melanoleuca (giant panda), 603 nucleotides long. Its product is annotated as tubulin alpha chain-like. Gene Ontology annotation, cellular component: microtubule. Gene Ontology annotation, biological process: microtubule-based process. The transcript has a single exon. The record is from RefSeq and is a predicted model, not a curated record. Gene Ontology annotation, molecular function: GTP binding; structural constituent of cytoskeleton. The coding region runs from base 10 to 429 and encodes 139 amino acids. Lineage: Eukaryota; Metazoa; Chordata; Mammalia; Carnivora; Ursidae.